Dufourea novaeangliae is the source of this 498-nucleotide messenger RNA. Its product is annotated as protein SREK1IP1-like. Bases 46 to 498 code for a protein of 150 amino acids. Lineage: Eukaryota; Metazoa; Arthropoda; Insecta; Hymenoptera; Halictidae. The transcript is spliced from 2 exons. Gene Ontology annotation, molecular function: zinc ion binding; nucleic acid binding. The record is from RefSeq and is a predicted model, not a curated record.
AUUGUAAUAUAACAAUUACUGUUCAAAAUACCAUUGUGUAAAGAUAUGGAUCCAGAAUUUCUUUCUAGGCUGAUUCCACAAAACAAGGACCACGUCCGUCCAGCAUGCAAGAAAUGUGGGUAUGCUGGACACCUGACCUACCAGUGUCGCAAUUUCAUUAAAGUUGAUCCAAAUAAAGAGAUAGUGCUGGAUGUUAGUAGUACGAGCUCUGACAGUGAUGAAAAUUAUGUAACACCUCUGACUGAAUUACGAGAGAAAGAAUUAAAAAAAAAGCAAAAGGAGGCAAAGAAGAAACACAAAGAAAAGAAGAGUAAUAAGAAGUCUAAAAAGCAUGAAAAACUAGAGACUAGUAAUACUGAUCCUGAAACAGAUGAUUCCAACAACAAGGAUGACAAGAAACAGAAACAUAAGAAGAGGAAUAAGAAGUCAAAAAACCAAAAACAUAAGAAGCAUAAAAAGGAUGACAUAUCAGACAGCAAUUACGAUGAUAAAAAAUAG